GAUCGGGCGCUAUGAAAAGUGUUUGCCCUGUCGCUGCCGGUUUCUCAUCCCCCAACCCCCCAGCUGCUGCUGCUGCUGCUGCUCCUCCUUCCCAGGAGGUCAGACCUGCCACUGAUGGUCAUAAUAGCACCAGUCCCACUCCGGCCGCCGCCGCCGCCGCCUGUUCCAAGAAGAGAAAGUUAAACAGCAGUAGCAGCAGCAGCAGCGGCGGCUGUGGCAGCGGCGGCGGCAGCAGCAGCAGCAGCAGCAGCAGCAGCAGCAACAGCAACGAAAAAGAAGACUUUGAUCCCAUCCCUUCUUCCUGCUCCUCCCCUCCCCCGCCCCCUCCCAAGAACUCCUCUACAUCCUCUUCUGCCGCCUCCUGCCCAGGGCUUGCAGUUGCCACCCCCAACCAUCACCACCUCCAGAAGAAACUGCGUUUUGAGGACUCCUUGGAUUUGAUCGGACUUGAUGUGAAGAUGGCCGAGGAAGCGGCAUCCUCCUCUUCACCUGGUCUCGCCGUAGCUCAGCAGCAGCAACUUAAAAACAAAAGCUUAUUAAUGUCCUCGGUGGCCGCGGGCCACCACGCGAACGGGCUGACCAAAGCCCCCACGGGCAUCUCCAGCUUCACCCACAGCAAGCCCAGUUCGGCCAAGAAACUGGUGAUCAAGAACUUUAAAGAAAAACCUAAAUUGCCAGAAAACUAUACGGAUCAAACGUGGCAGAAAUUGAAAGAAGCAGUAGAAGCCAUUCAGAACAGUACUUCCAUUAAAUACAAUUUAGAAGAACUCUAUCAGGCUGUGGAAAACCUCUGUUCCUACAAGAUUUCUGCAAACUUAUAUAAACAGCUGAGACAGAUCUGUGAAGACCAUAUCAAAUCCCAAAUUCACCAAUUCCGGGAGGAUUCAUUGGACAGUGUUCUCUUUCUAAAGAAGAUAGAUAAAUGCUGGCAAAAUCACUGCAGACAAAUGAUCAUGAUUAGGAGCAUUUUUUUGUUCCUGGAUCGAACGUAUGUCCUUCAGAAUUCAAUGCUGCCUUCCAUUUGGGACAUGGGACUAGAAUUAUUUAGGACCCAUAUAAUUAGUGAUCAGAAAGUCCAGAACAAGACUAUUGAAGGCAUUCUCCUUUUGAUUGAGAGGGAAAGGAAUGGUGAAGCAAUUGAUAGAAGUUUGCUUCGAAGCCUUCUGAGUAUGCUUUCAGACCUGCAGAUUUAUCAAGAUUCUUUUGAACAGAAAUUUUUGGAAGAAACCAACCGGCUGUAUGCGGCAGAGGGUCAGCGUUUAAUGCAAGAAAGAGAGGUUCCGGAAUACCUUCAUCAUGUCAACAAGCGUCUGGAAGAAGAAGCAGAUAGAUUGAUCACCUAUCUAGAUCUGAGUACCCAGAAGCCACUAAUUGCUACUGUAGAAAAGCAACUUCUAGGUGAACACUUAACAGCCAUUCUUCAGAAAGGUUUAAAUCACCUCCUUGAUGAAAAUCGGAUUCAAGAUUUAUCUCUACUCUAUCAGCUGUUUAGUAGAGUGCGCAGCGGAGUUCAGGUUCUCCUGCAGCACUGGAUUGAAUACAUCAAGGCAUUCGGCAGCACCAUUGUCAUCAAUCCAGAAAAAGACAAGACCAUGGUGCAGGAAUUGCUGGAUUUUAAAGAUAAAGUUGACCAUAUUAUUGAUAUCUGCUUUAUGAAAAAUGAAAAGUUUGUCAAUGCCAUGAAAGAAGCGUUUGAAACCUUCAUUAACAAAAGACCCAACAAGCCUGCUGAGCUCAUAGCAAAGUAUGUGGAUUCAAAGCUCCGUGCAGGUAACAAAGAAGCUACAGAUGAAGAGCUUGAGAAAAUGUUGGACAAGAUCAUGAUUAUAUUUCGGUUCAUUUACGGGAAAGAUGUCUUUGAAGCCUUUUAUAAGAAGGAUUUAGCCAAGAGACUGUUGGUCGGAAAGAGUGCUUCAGUAGAUGCUGAGAAAUCAAUGCUUUCCAAACUCAAGCACGAAUGUGGAGCUGCCUUCACCAGCAAACUGGAAGGAAUGUUCAAAGACAUGGAGCUGUCAAAAGACAUCAUGGUUCAGUUCAAACAGUAUAUGCAAAACCAAAAUUUUCCUGGGAGCAUUGAACUAACCGUGAAUAUCCUGACAAUGGGUUAUUGGCCAACCUAUGUGCCUAUGGAGGUUCACUUACCAGCUGAGAUGGUAAGACUUCAGGAGAUUUUCAAGACUUUUUACUUGGGUAAACACAGUGGGAGGAAGCUUCAGUGGCAAUCAACUCUAGGACAUUGUGUGCUCAAAGCAGAAUUUAAAGAGGGGAAAAAGGAACUCCAGGUGUCUCUUUUCCAAACUCUGGUGCUGCUAAUGUUUAACGAAGGUGAAGAAUUCAGCUUAGAAGACAUCAAGCAAGCUACUGGAAUAGAGGAUGGAGAAUUAAGGAGAACACUCCAGUCAUUAGCCUGUGGCAAGGCUAGAGUUCUGGCUAAAAAUCCCAAGGGCAAAGAUGUGGAAGAUGGUGAUAAAUUCACUUGCAAUGAUGACUUCAGACACAAGCUCUUCAGGAUAAAAAUCAAUCAAAUCCAGAUGAAAGAAACGGUAGAGGAACAGGCAAGCACUACAGAAAGAGUCUUUCAGGAUCGACAAUAUCAAAUUGAUGCUGCAAUCGUGAGAAUCAUGAAAAUGAGAAAGGCCCUGGGUCAUAAUCUGCUGGUUUCUGAAGUGUAUAACCAGCUGAAGUUCCCAGUUAAGCCUGCUGAUCUUAAGAAGAGAAUAGAAUCCUUAAUUGACAGGGACUACAUGGAAAGAGACAAAGAGAACCCAAACCAGUACAACUAUAUUGCCUAAAAUGGUCGCCUUUGAGCACUUGCUAUAUCAUACACAGUUGCCAGUGGAUAAACUAGCCUGUUGUUCCAAAUAAUUGACUUCUUUUCUACUACCGAUGACUGAACGAAUGAAAGCCAUUUCAUGGAAAAGUAGAGUAAAAUGGACUUGUUGAGUGGUUGAUAGGCCCAUUUAAAGAGCACGGUUUACAUUUAAGAAGAAUGCUGUUGAACUCUUUGCAUGUUUAGUUUGAUGGCAACAAAUUCUUAAAGAUUUGAUCUUUCAUGCUUCACUUGAUUUGGGGUCUGUGAAGGGUCCCUGUGGU
Messenger RNA from Dromiciops gliroides (monito del monte), 3093 nucleotides. RefSeq names its product cullin 4B (gene CUL4B). Gene Ontology annotation, cellular component: Cul4B-RING E3 ubiquitin ligase complex. NCBI's taxonomy places the organism in Eukaryota, Metazoa, Chordata, Mammalia, Microbiotheria, Microbiotheriidae. The record is from RefSeq and is a predicted model, not a curated record. Gene Ontology annotation, molecular function: ubiquitin protein ligase binding. The coding region runs from base 12 to 2792 and encodes 926 amino acids. The transcript has 21 exons. Gene Ontology annotation, biological process: protein ubiquitination; ubiquitin-dependent protein catabolic process; DNA damage response.